UAUCUAAUAAGAACACUGAAACAUUUGUCUGGCUCUUCAGAGAAUGGUUAAGUUGUAUGUCUGACGUUCCUUCAAAAGCUAUAAUAACAGACUAGUGCAGAGCUAUGCAAAAUGCCAUUGAAGUUGUCUUUCCAGAAGCUCGACAUCGUUGGUGCUUAUGGCAUAUCAUGAAGAAAAUUCCUGAAAAAUUAAGAGGAUAUGCCCAAUAUGAAUCCAUCAAGCUUGCUUUGCAAAAUGCAGUUUAUGAUUGCUUUACAAAACAUGAAUUUGAUGAAGAAUGGGAAGCGAUGAUUGGUAAGUUCAACCUAGAUGAUAAUGACUGGUUGGGGGUAUUAUACAGUGAGCGACACAGGUGGAUUCCUGCGUAUGUGAAGGAUGUUUUUUGGGCUGGCAUGUCGACUACACAACGAAGUGAGAGCAUGAACGCAUUUUUUGAUGGAUAUGUGAACUCAAAGACAACUUUAAAGCAAUUUGUUGAACAAUAUGAUAAUGCCUUGAGAAGUAAGGUUGAGAAAGAGAUGAAAGCAGACUUCAAAUCUCGAAACAAAUUGUAUGAUUGCUUAACGGUAUAUGAGUUUGAAAAGCAAUUUCGUACAGCCUACACGAAUGCAAAAUUUAAAGAAGUGCAAGUAGAAUUGAAACGGCUAUUGUAUUGUCGUGCGAAUCUUGUCAAAGAAGAGGGAGCUAUUUGUACUUAUCAUGUCAAGGAGGCUGUUCUUGUGGGUGAGAAAAUGAAGACUGUGGAAUUUGUUGUGUACUUUAAUGCAACUGAAUGUGAAUUGCAUUGUAUGUGUCGGUGGUUUGAGUUUAGGGGCAUUAUGUGUGCCCAUGCAAUUACUGUGCUACUUGAGAGGUGUAUAUAUCAGGUGCCAGAUCAAUACAUUGUAUCAAGAUGGAGAAAAGAUAUCGAAAGAGGGUACACAUGCAUUCCAACGACAUACACUAACGCCGGGGCUGUUCUUAAUGCAAAGUUGCACGACAAAUACCACAAGAUGUUGGACGAAAUCAUAGAAAUAGCUGCCAACGAUGAUGGUAAACAUGAAAUGCUUGAUCUUGGGCUGAUAGAAAUCAAGGAUAGAGUGAGAAAAGACCAAUCGGGUAGUGCGAGUCAUGCACCACCUUGUACUAGUAAUGUACCACAUUGUCAUAGUUCGUUGAGAAGUCCGUCUGCUCGUAGUACUACAAAAGCAAGCAUGUCUCGCAACAUGCUUAGUCCAAUGGUUGCUCGCCGAAGAGGACGUCCAUGUACGAAACGGAAGGUUAGCAAAGUGGAUGCAAUAGUGAAUCGGUUGAAGGGAUAGAGUAAAAAGCCUCCAAAAGUUGACCCGGUUCAUCAAUGUCAGCCUCGGAAGUUAAAUUUUCCUGGUACCAAUGAUAUGCAAGACAAUACUUAUGAUGAGCCGGCGACGCAAACUGCACCUUACUAUUUUCCUUGCAUGGAUGGCACACAACAGAGUAUGUAUGUACCGACACAGUUUAAUCAAAUGCAAACGGUGGACAAUAUUGGAGGCACAUCUCAUACUCAAAGUUCGACAAUCGGCUUCAUGGAAGAGGAGCUGCUGUCUUUGCUCCGUGAUGAAGAAGAUGCAGAAUGCUGAAUCUGAUUCCUGAUGCAUUACCUGAAGAUGGGUGACUGUUGUAAAAAAUGCUCACUGACAACUACAAAUAUGUUGUUGUAAAUCAUCUAUUUGGAGAUGUGUCCUUUUACUGUAAUGGUCAUAUUUUAUGUUCAAUGAUGGCAAAUGGAUGUUGAAUGGGCCAGAUUUUGAAUGUAUAUCUGUCAUGCUGAAAUGUAUAUAUCUGAUAGCCACAGGUUAUAUUUUAUGGUAAUAUUCCAGGCUUUGAAUCUAUGUUGAAUUUGUAUGUUGAAUCUGCUGAAUCUGCAGAACAGAAUCUGCUGAAUGAAGCAUCACAGAAUCUGAA
Messenger RNA from Camellia sinensis, 1923 nucleotides. NCBI's taxonomy places the organism in Eukaryota, Viridiplantae, Streptophyta, Magnoliopsida, Ericales, Theaceae. The record is from RefSeq and is a predicted model, not a curated record.